AUGCUUAAAUUCCUAUUUAAUUUCCCUGAUCUCAGAAUCAAAAGUAACCAAUAUUCCAUCCAAUUUCCGUCUGCACCAGAACUAUCAGCCGAGAUUUUCUUUCUACUAUCAUUUCCUCAAAAAUAUGACAGAUCUCUACUGCAAGAAGAACUCGUCCAUAUCAUUACGUCAGGUUUUGUCCUAAAAUUGAAUGUGACGGCUAUGAUCUUCUUGGAGCUCCAAUAAAAAGAAAUUAAAAUGCAAUAAAUGUAGCUAUGAGUAUUGCUUAUUCUGCUCUCUGAAUUAUGGUACUACUGCAAGAAGAAAAUUGCCGAUAUAGAAUUUGAGAAUGAGCCGAGAAAAAUAGCGUGAAAUUUUGCCCUAAUGUAAGGAGGGCUGAAAUAAGGAGAAGAGGCCAUAAUAUGUUUGCAUAUAUAGGCAUCAUUGGUACUAUUGCUGAAGGUGCGGAGGAAACAACCAAGAACCUAUCACAAUAUCCGCUGUUGGAGCGGGAGAUAUAUGGAAAUUCAUUAGAUUUUAAUUUUCGCUUUAAUUUUUGGACUUUUGCUGUUUCCUUGGCACUUUUUUAUAUUUUUUAUAUAAUUCUAAGCUGGUUUCAAGAAAUUGACCCUGUGAAAUGAAUUGCACGCAUAGAUAUUUUGGUUAUGCUAUUUUUGAUUUUUUCUCCAUUAAUUGAAGUUCUUCUACUUAUUGAGGUGCCUAUCUCCUGCGAUUAG
Molecule: messenger RNA, 716 nt
Organism: Blepharisma stoltei
Lineage: Eukaryota; Ciliophora; Heterotrichea; Heterotrichida; Blepharismidae
Source: the annotation of a GenBank genome assembly